AUGACCAGUCAUCCCGUCACAAUCCAGCUGUCUAGAGCCGAAAUAGACGGCUCGAAACUAUCCGCGAGGAACUUGGAGAUCGCGAUUCGCAGUCUUCACCACGAUGGCCUGGUAGUUAUCCAGGACGUGGUGCCGCAUGAGCCACUAGACCAUUUAAAUAGAAAGAUGGUUGCUGAUGGGUUCGCUCUUCAAGCCCGGAAGAACGACGGCCCCUAUAAUUACAACAGAGGUAAUAUUCAGCAGGACCCUCCUCCAGUAAAGGAAUAUUUCGACAAGCGUAUCUUCCUGAAUCCCAUCGUCAGCCAGGUGACAUCAACUAUGCUCGGCCCCAAGCCCCAGUGGACUUUCUGCUCUGGAAACGCAGCCAUGCCCCCAACACCCGAGACGCCGCCGACUUCCCAGCCUGUACACUCUGACGCCGAUUUUGAUCAUCCAAAACAUCCGUUUGCGCUCGUAGUCAAUGUGCCUCUAGUCACUAUGACACCUGAGAACGGAUCGACUGAGAUUUGGCUUGGGACACAUAUGGAUAGCGGCCUACAUGUUCAAGAAGGCAUGCAUGGAGACCGAGCUAGCGGGAGAAUCAAACCCCGAUUGUUAGAAAAACAACGCCUUGUUCGUCCACCCUGUCAACCUGUAGUGCCAAAAGGGUCUGUUGUCAUUCGAGACUUGAGAUUGUGGCACUGCGGCGUUGGCAAUCAAACCGACGAUGUGAGAGUCAUGUUGGCGAUGAUUCAUUUUGCUCCCUGGUAUCGCAAUCCAAUGAGACUGGAGCUAUCGGAUGACUUGAAAGAACUUAUUGAGGCCGAAGAUUCUCUUAUUAUCCCUGUGGAUUGGGUGACAGAGAAACAAGCAUUGGAACGGUACCUGAAUCGGGGAUUUGGCAAUUCUUACGACUUUGGGCAAAGUUGGUAA
Talaromyces proteolyticus is the source of this 912-nucleotide messenger RNA. RefSeq names its product phytanoyl-CoA dioxygenase. The record is from RefSeq and is a predicted model, not a curated record. The coding region runs from base 1 to 912 and encodes 303 amino acids. Lineage: Eukaryota; Fungi; Ascomycota; Eurotiomycetes; Eurotiales; Trichocomaceae. The transcript is spliced from 3 exons.